Molecule: messenger RNA, 2134 nt
Organism: Paramecium sonneborni
Lineage: Eukaryota; Ciliophora; Oligohymenophorea; Peniculida; Parameciidae
Source: the annotation of a GenBank genome assembly
AUGAAGCUUGGAAUAUAUGAAGUAGGAAUUCUACCAUCUUCUAUUAAAAGAUAAAAUAAAGAAUUGUAACCAUUUUAACAAUGGCAAUUUUUAGGGAAAAAUUAUUUAUCCGCAACUUUCAUUAGUUUGCUAGAUUUAUUUAUUAAAACUAAUAACAAUGGAGCAAUAGAAUAAUUGGCAAAUCCUAAACCAAGUUAUAAAAAUCAAGAUUCCCUUUAAAUUUCUCAGUUUAUUAAUAGUCUAAGAACUAAAUAAAUUAAUACAAAAGAAUUUUUCAUUUUAUUAAAAAAUAUAGACAAUCUUAAUACAAAAUGUGGAUAACUAUUAGAUGAAUUUUGUGACAUUAAAGGAUUAAGAAAAACAUAAACUGAAGCAAGGGUAACAACUGAAAAAAUUUCACAAUACUUUUCCCUUUAAAUUAAUUUAAUUGGAUAGCGCUCUAUUGGCAAUUCUAUUUAAUCGUAAAUAUACUUUUAUAAGAAUGAUGAUGGGUUUUAUCUGAUUAAAUAAACAAGUCCUAUAAUUUAAUAUUUGAAUCCACCAAAAUAAUAAUGCUUAAUGUGUUCUCAUAAAUGUGAUGAUUAUUUUAUUAAUUCUGAUUGUUUACAUAUAACUUGCUGGAAAUGUUUAAGGGAAAAAGUUAAAAAGAGUAGUUCAUUAUAAACUAUUUAAUGUAAUAAUGGUUGUAAGGAUAAAAUUCUAGUACGAGAUGCAUAAUAAUAUAUAAAAGAAGAAUAAAAUAAAUAAAAUUUGGAAUAAUCAUUAAUAUUAUCAAAGUCUUAAUAGUUUGGAAAAGAUAAAUGUGAACCUUAAACUUUUCAUAGCUAAAUUAUAAAUUAAAAUUCUAAUUAGGUUUUAUAUGAUAAUCUUGCUGAUUCAACUUAUUAAAUAUGUAAUUAUUGUAGUUAACCCUACAAUUAGCAAUUAUAUAUUAAUAAAUCUUGUAAUCAUAAAUUUUGUAUAGAUUGUUUCAAAUAAAGAAUCUUUAAAAAAGGAUAAGCUUGUGCAGUAAAAGAUUGCAAUAAAGCAAUUGAUGAUAAUUUCUUCUAAUAACGAAUUUAGCUAGAAAAUGACACUUAAUAAUAUUAAAAAUCGAUACAAAAUGAAAUUUAAUAAAAUUAAAAACCCAAACAAACUGACAUUUAAUAAAAUUAACAACCCAAAUAAAUAUCAAAUAAUUAAAUGACGAAAUGUAAUAAAUGUAAGAAUGAGUAUAGUAUAAAAAGUUUGUAUAAAGAUAAAAAAUGUUUCCAUUUUAUUUGUUUCUCUUGCAUAUAAUAGUAGGUUCAAAAUUUAUUAAAGAAAUAGCAAAAAUUAUAUCAAGUAAGAUGUCCUUGUUGUACAAAUUAUUUUGGAACAGAUUUCGAAUAAUAUUAUGAUCAAUAACAAUUUUAAUUAGUAUAAGAGAGGAUAUAAUCUGAUGAAUAAUUAUAGAAGGAAGAAGAAAGAUUACUUUUUGAAUCAAUAUAAUUGUCAGCUUUUUAAAAAGAAAAAGAAGAAAAAUAAAAAUAAUUGUAAAAUUUCGAUUAAGUUUCAAAUUAAAAAACUGAAAAAUAUUCUUCGAGAUUUACCUUUUCUCAAGAGUAACAACAAUAAUAAUAAAGAAAUGAAUAAUAAAAUAAUUCUUCAUCAGUAAAAAAUCUUUUACAAUCAACUUAAGAUAAAAAGGUUCAAGAAGAUAUAUAAUAAAAAGUUGAGAAAGGUGAAUGUACAAUGUGUUAAACAAACUUUUCACAAUAUAAUAUGAGACAAUAAAUUGAUUGUGUAUAUCAUAAAAUUGGAGUUUGUUGUUCUAUAAAGUUUGAUAAAUGUCCAUAAUGUGAAUAAAAAAAGGUGAAUCCUUAAAUGAUCAGAGUCAAAUGUACUAUUUAAAUCAUAAUUAGAAAAACUAAUUUUGCAAACUUUCAUUUAAAAAGUUGAAUUCAAUUAUUCUCAUAUAUAUAAUUCCUCGUCUAUACAAUCUAAUAAUGUAAAAGCAGAGGAUUACUCUAGAAUUAAUUCUCGCGCUAAUAAUGAUUAAUCUCAAACUAAAUCAUAAUAUAGAAAUAGCACAAUGGAUAAUAAUAUUAUCAGAAGUCAGGCUGUCCCGUAAAAUAGGGUAGUGAAUAAUUAUGGGGCAGGAUACAGAAAUUGA